Messenger RNA from Closterium sp. Naga37s-1, 1998 nucleotides. The record is from the annotation of a GenBank genome assembly. Lineage: Eukaryota; Viridiplantae; Streptophyta; Zygnematophyceae; Desmidiales; Closteriaceae.
AUGCAGCCAGUACAGCCCGUCGGCGAGUACGACCUACACCGGAUACCACCUCCCUCAGGUCCCGGCGCGGGACCCCCACAACGGCCGGGGCAAUACCGCGGAGGUGGAGGCCGACACCGGGGAUCGAACCCGGGAUCUCUCGGAGGCAUACCCGCUAUAGUGAUCCCCGGGGUCGGGCAAUUACCUCCCAUCCCGCCGCACGUGGUGAAAUUCAUCCGCAAAUUUGGGCCGUUGAUCUUGAUCAUCACGCUGCUGUUCGCCGUGCAAUACCUUCUCCUGUCGAUCUACAUGAACGUGCGGCGAAUCAAAUCCGACGUGAAGGAACAGUGCGCGUCGCUCCAGGCGGAUCUGAAUCUGACUGCGUGGGGGCACAUGGAGGGCGUGCGCAACGAGAACUGGCGGCAGCACCGCAUGGGGGAGGAGGGAGCAUUGGGAGUGGGAGCCGGGGACGGUGUAACAGGGGAUGGUGGUGGUUGGGGUAGGGUUCGGUGCAACGCUGCUGCUGCCUCAAACGAAGAUCACAUCAUGCACGUGGCACAGGGCGGACGGGGUGACAAUACUGGGCGACCCAUCGCUGCACUACCCGCGGGACGAGCCGCACGAGCAAUCACGUCGUGCACGUGGCACGGGGCGGACGGGGUGACAAUACUGGGCGACCCAUCGCUGCACUACCCACGCGAUGAACCCCACGAGCAGUACGAGACCAUCAUCAUCCGCUGCGACCUGCGCGGCAAAGUGGUUACCAACCUCGGCGGUUACCUCGUGGUCGGAAUCGACAACGAGCAUAUAAUCCUGUACCGGGAGGAUCGGGACUCCCCGACCCACGCGCUGCUGUCCACGACCCACCCGUACCGAGCCUCUUUCUGCACGUACCCGAUUGCCGACCCUGUGGACGGGGCGCGGCUCCGGGAUUGGCUGCAUGUGCACCGGGCGUACGGAGCGGAGCACGUGGUUGGGUACGAUGCGGGCGGCGUGGACCGGGCGGCGCUGCGUGAAGUGAAGGAGUUUCUGGAUGAGAAGUUUCUGGAGGUGCUGCCGAUGAGGGAUGUCGUGCACUUCAGGGUGCAAGCGCAAGGCAAGCUCAUGGCGAUGCACGACUGUCUCUACCGCUCCACACUCACCUCCUCGUGGGUCUUAUUCCUGGACUGGGACGACAUUCUCCACAUCAUCUCGCCGCCCUCCCUCUCGGAGCUCCUCUCCCAGCAUCGCAACGUGCCCUGGCUGUCCUAUGGCUGCCAAGUCUGGGGCACCAAGCUGUGCAUGGGGACAAAGGUGAGCAGUCGCACCAAGGGCCUCAUGCCCCAGGAGCGCAUGCUGUGGCACUGGCCACACUUCCUGUGCUCUGAGGGCGACCCUCCCGUGGAAGCCAACUUCUGCCCGGGGACCAGGGGACACCGAUACAUCAUGGCCAACACUGGCAAGGUGUUUUUGAUGGGGGAGAGCGAGGUAGUUGAUCCAAGAACAGGAGGCGUAGACCUGUCAGUGGAGUCGGUGCGGCACGAGCGGUUUGAGAACGUGCACAAGCGGGGCGCUGACAUCGACUGGUGCUCGGAGGUGUAUGGCGAGAAGGACACUGUUGAGUGGUGGGUGAAGGACGGCACCAUGCAGACCCGCCUGGAGAUGAGGGAUGCUUUGACAUGUAGAGGAGGGGCGUGGGCAGGGGGGCAGGGGGACGGGGAGUGCGGGCCGGGAGGUGUAUGGGGAGAAGGAGAGCGUGGCAUGGUGGGUGAAGGACGGGACCAUGCAGACCUGCAUGGAGGUGAUUCGCAAGAAGGUGUAUUCCAAGGACUGAAGGUGGGGAGGGGAGACGGGGAGGGGAGACGGGGAGGGGAGAUGGGGAGGGGAGACGGGGAGGGGAGUGAAGAAGGGCAGGCCACAAAGGCAGAUGCAAGGAGGCCUGCCAUUCUGGCUGGGCCUCGUUCACAAGGUGUACACCGACACUGGGGAGGUGAAAGGAGGCAGGGGAGUGGAGGAGGGCAAUUGUUGAGUGGAUUCUAG